This is a messenger RNA of Leptopilina boulardi, 2168 nucleotides long. RefSeq lists its product as uncharacterized. Gene Ontology annotation, biological process: detection of chemical stimulus involved in sensory perception of smell; sensory perception of smell. Gene Ontology annotation, molecular function: olfactory receptor activity; odorant binding. The transcript has 7 exons. NCBI's taxonomy places the organism in Eukaryota, Metazoa, Arthropoda, Insecta, Hymenoptera, Figitidae. Gene Ontology annotation, cellular component: plasma membrane. Bases 118 to 1410 code for a protein of 430 amino acids. The record is from RefSeq and is a predicted model, not a curated record.
UUGAACUUAAAAAAAAAAGUUAAUUACUUAUAAAUAGAGUUGAAAUUAAUUGUUUUUAUCACAAACGCGAAAUAAGAAUAUGGUUAUUAAGAACAAAAUAUAAACUAAUAUUUCAUUAUGACUUUGAUAAGUCAGAAAACUUGUCUCAAUAAUUAUGUUCCACAUUUAUUUGAUACAUUACAAUUUCUUGGUAUAUAUAAAAGUGAAAAAAAAUUUCCAUUAGCUUUAAAUAUUUUCACACAAAUAAUAAUAAGUGGAUUUCUAUCUGCUAAUUUAUGUCUAAUAUUAUCGGAAUUAAUAGAUUUUAAAAAUGCAAAAAAUGCAAGAGAAUUAGCAACAAGAAUUGGACCUGUUUCAUUACACAUUACUGGAUUAAUGAAAUGGUGUUUUUGUACGUUAAACAUUAAUAAAAUAACUCAUCUAUUGUCACAAUUAAAGCAAUGUUAUUUCUAUUCUUUCGAUAUUUGUACAAAUUCAAAAGAAAAAGAAGAAUUUCAUAAUGAAAUGGAAUUAGCAAGAAAAAGAAGUAAAUUAUUUAUAAUUUUGUGGCCUGCAUUAGGAAUGUCAGGUGCUUUACACUAUUGUUGCAAUCCACUAUCAUUUCGUUUAUACAAAAUUUAUAUACAACAUCAAGAUAGUAGAAAUGUAUCAAAAAUAUUACCAAUAAAUGGAUGGUUUCCAUGGGAUGAUAAUAAUUAUUUUGGAUAUUCAUAUAUUUUACAAAUUUUUGGUGUUUUAGGAUGUUGCGUAGGAAGUGUUUCUUAUGAUCAAUUAUAUGUAUCGACAUUAAUAAUUAUUUCUGCUUUUAUAAAACAUCUUUUAAAUUCUCUACAAUUUCAAAAUGUGGAUAUAAAAUCAUCUAGAGGAGAUGUAACACAAUACAAUUGUUUUGAGACUAGAUUAAAAAAAUGUGCCAUACAAUAUGCAGAAGUUUUAAAUUUUUUAGAAGAAUUAGAGAAAGUUGGAAGUCCCUGCAUGUUUGUUCAAUGUGUGCAAAAUAUUAUUAUUUUAUGUCUUUCAUCAUUUGAAGCGGCAACACUUGAUUAUACUAUGGAUGCGGAGUGCAUUUUAAAAAUUUUGACAAUGAUUGAAUUUGUGAGUGCAAUUACCAUACAGUUAUUUUUCUUCUGCUUUGUUGCAACACAUAUAAAAUCACUGGGAUUUAAGGUAGCAGAUGCCGCGUAUGCUUGCGAAUGGGUUUCCUCCUUUGAUACAUUAGAAUUGAAGAAUAAAAAAUUUGAUAGAGGUAAAAAAGUGAAGUAUUUAAUACUUAUGGUUACAAUUCGUUCACAACGACCAAUUCUUCUUACUGGCGGUCCGUUUUAUAUACUUUCGUUAGAGACAUUUAAAGCGAUAAUUGGUCUCGCUAUAUCAAAUGCAGUAAUAUUGAGUCAAGUAUAUAAGGGUUAAUAUCCUCAUAGAGACAACAAACAAACAGAGCGCAAGAAAAAUAAUUUUGAAAUUUUAUAAAAUUAUAUUAUAUUUAUUAAAAUAUUUAAUUAAAAAUAAUGUACUCAAAUUAUAAAAUCAUCUAUAAGAAAGUAAUUUAUUAUUUAAUAAAUCAAUUAAAAAAAUAAAAUUCAAAAUCAUUUUGGAUCCGAUAUUUUGAAUUUUUUAAUUUCAACUUAAGAAUUAUAAUCAACGAUCCAAAAAUAUUCCAGAAACCAAGUUUCAUAAAAAUCGAAUAAUUUUUUUAAAUUUUCGUCCGCUAUAUUGGAUCUACCAUUUUUAAUUUUUUAAUUUCGAAUUCGUCAUCAGCGAUCCCAAAAAUCCCUAAGUGGCAAAAUUUUAACUGAAAUUCAUCAAUUUUUUAAAAAAUUUUCAUUUUAAACUAUAAAAAUUCAUAUUUUUCUAAUUUAUGAUGAAAAAUUUUAUAGAAUAAUUUUUCACCUACAUAAUAGAAUGUUUGUACAAUGAUAAAAAUUUUUGUAGGUCGCGCGCAAAGAUAUUUAUUAAAUACACAUCACCCAUACCAAAAAAUAGUAUAUAAAUAAUCGUAAUUUGAAUAUUAUUAUCAAUUUAGUCUGAGGAAAUUUUCAUUUAUUAUUAUUUUUAAAACGACAGUAGGUUUGUAAAAAAAAUUUAAUCAUUUACUUUUAUCUGUUUGUCACAUUUUUGUUGUAAAAAAAAAUAUAUUCACUUGAGUAGAUAAAAAAAAAUUUUUUUUU